AUGAGUCGAACGAGAAAAGCAAAUGUAAGGAAACGUUUGAGAGCUGUCGAUAAUGUAAUUGAAACAUUAGUAAAGUCUGGAGUCAAAUGUAAGGCAUUGGAAGCAGCAAAGCAACUGCCAAAAGAGUCAGAAAUGCCGCCAUGUGAUAAGUACACAGUAUUUAGCAGAAAGCAUAAGGGUUAUAGGAAAUCAUUACACAAAGUACCUAAAUUUACCAAAGUCACCAUGAGGACCCCUCCUCCGGGAUUCUAG
Messenger RNA from Paraglomus occultum, 252 nucleotides. The record is from the annotation of a GenBank genome assembly. Lineage: Eukaryota; Fungi; Glomeromycota; Glomeromycetes; Paraglomerales; Paraglomeraceae.